Messenger RNA from Trichoderma atroviride IMI 206040, 4104 nucleotides. RefSeq lists its product as uncharacterized. The record is from RefSeq and is a predicted model, not a curated record. NCBI's taxonomy places the organism in Eukaryota, Fungi, Ascomycota, Sordariomycetes, Hypocreales, Hypocreaceae.
AUGGCGUCCCGUCAGUCGUACCAGUCUCAGCAUGGAGUCAAUAAUAGCAGCAAAGACAUGGGAAGGUCGCGGGCACAGUCUGCGCCGCAGCACCCCGUCGACCCAGACGAAGCUCGAAGCUUUGCCCUGCGUACCGCCUAUCUGCACUACUUGCUGCAGCCCAAAGCUAAACGAAAGCAAUAUGUCCCGGCCCCGAAGCAGCCUGCGCGAGCGCAUACGAGCGUGGGACAGCUCGUGCAAGAUUUCGUUUCGGGAAACUCUUCGAGCAUCAAGCUCCCCCACAACUUCGCUACCGCUCUGCUUGACCGUGUAGGUGGCGUCCUGAGGGGUAGCGAGGCUCUGCCAGGAUACAGCGAUGCUGCCGUCAAGAGAAGCUUUGCCGAGGCCUAUACAGCUUUCUCGGAAAAGACGUUUCGGAAAACAAUUGAAAAAGAGAGAAAAUUUGAGCCUUUGGUCUUGAUCUUCUACUCUGCGGCGACAAAGGCAGCCCAAAAGGGGAAAGGAGCUGACGAUGAAUCCGACUCAUGGAAGCUACUCCCAGACCGCCACCUUGCCAUGUUUGUGAGGUUGGCCGCAAAUGUCAUGAAAGAUCAGGGACAUGAUCGAGAUCGACCCGAGCUGAUGUCUAGACUCACGGAUCUGGAGAGCAAACUUCUCAGAAACGACCAAGAUCUGGUUAGCAACAGCAGUGCUGGCACCGGCACCACGAUUGAAGUGAUAGUGCCUCUUAGCUAUGAAGUCAAGGAUAUGCCCAUGGUACAGACGGUUGCGAGCAUCUUCGGCAUGGGCCUCUCAGAGGCUCAGAAGAUACUAAACGAAAAACGUCAGGUUUGGACUGAAGAGGCUGCGCUCAAGGACCUCAAAUCAUAUCAGACUCGGCUUAACGCCAAUCUGCCAGGCACGCUAAGCAGCCAUGAUUUUGACGUUGAAGAUGCCUUCACUGAGUGGAAGAAAUCAGAGGCCACACAUCUCUCACAGAUGAUGAUGGACAUUUUAACGGCCAAGCCAGAGUUGGCAAAAACCAAAACUGGCCCCAUCGACCAAUCCAUGACAAGCCGACCGACGUCAAUGUACGAAAACGACCAGGCUGCAUCAUCUUUUGCCUUUGACCCGUCUAUUAGUCUGAGCUCUCUAGCAAUUGGGGAAUCGAGCAGUAUCAGAGCCGUAGAUGAAACGAUUUACACAUUCACCCCUCCUAACCCCAGGUCGUUUUACAAGAAUAUUCUUCAGCAGGCGAUGAUGUUUGAUCAGAUGCAUGCCGAUCCCAACAAUGACUACCAGCCGCUGUCGCAUAAAUCUAUGGACCUGCUGAAUGAGCUAUCUGUACGGUGGCGUAUACCGCAGUUUUCUCGACUCAUUGUCCUUCUGGAGGGAGUAGCCAAUCAGUUUCUUGAGAAGGAGAUAGCUCCCGAGGACCUUGAUGCUGCCUUUGAUAUAAUCAAAUCUCCAUCACAAGAACUGAAAAAGCCGCCCCAUAUCCACCAAUACAACGCCCCCCUGACCGAUUUUGACCCCAGUCGGUGGACGUUGCAUGAUUUCGCUGCGUAUCAGCACACUCUUCAAACUCUUCACGAUGCAUUAUUGCAAGAGCUCUACGAGCUCUUGGAAGGUUGUUAUCAGACCAAACCUCCUAAUAUUGGGCCUGUCAUGUUCCUCCUAGAAAACCACAUUGGUCAAGACCCAACCUUUGCCCCUCGGGCUGAAGUAAUGAAAGAUUUCAAACAGCUUCUAUCCGAGCGUCUGGCCCAGAAAGCUACUGAAAUCUACCACGAGAAUAUGCAAAAACAAAUACCAGAGCGAAAGGAAGAGUGGGAUUUUGCUCAUGUUGUACAACUUGGCAAAGCCGUGUCCAAGGUGUGCGACCGAAUUCGAAAGCGGUACAAAAAGACUUCAACUAUCAUGGGAGUAGAUCCCUUGAGUAUCUUGGUCUAUGAAGUUUUCCCCAAAUUCGAACAGGAUGCAAGCGCCAUCAUCCAGAUCAUUAUGCAAGGAGCCAGUGAAAGCGGCCAAGAGCUUGAGAUUCAAGAUGGGUUUGAGCUGUACAAAGAGCUGAAAGAAAUCCGCGACAUUCACGAAGAGUUCCUGCCUAAAGAGCCUUUUGCCUUCAAUAUUGAAGAUCUGCUCGUCGAUUUUGUAUGGCGUUGGCUUAAGUCGGCCGAGGCUCGAAUGGCAGAUUUCGUGGAUCAAGCAAUUAAGCAAGAUCAGUUCCAAGUGAGAACGGACAGCCCAGGCGAGAUAGCUGGGGACUCACAGCGGCAUAGCGUGUCCAUUAUUGACAUGUUUAUGCUCUUCAACCAGACGGUAGACCAAAUCUUCAAGCUGGAAUGGGGUAACGCAGAGCAUCAUGCCAGAUUCAUGACUACAUUGGCAAGAAACUUCUCUGCUGGCGUUGGCCGCUACUGUGAGACGGUUGAUCAGCAAUUUGCAAAGGAAAUGGAUCGUCCGUCUGCUCAAGAGCUGGCUGCACAAACUCAAACAACCCAAGAGAAGUGGAUGCAGUAUGCUAAAGACGCAUGGAACAACAAGGAAAAGGCCGAACCUUUCCACUUCUUCCCAGAGUCUUUUGUAAAACUUAACAAUAUCGAGUACGCAAUGCAAGAGCUUGAUAAGCUAGAGAAGAACAUGAACGUCGAAGCGUGCGCAGCAUUAUUAGACAAGAAAGACGGUGUGAAGAAAAAGUCUCGGAAGCCAAGCAAGUAUACCUUUACCAUAAAAGUGGUAGAGGCUGAGGACCUCAAAGCCUGCGACCCCUCAGGUUACAGUGAUCCCUAUGUCGUUUUUGGCGACGAGUAUCAGAAGCGCCUUCACAAGACACGUAUCAUUCAUCGAAACUUAAACCCCCGAUGGGAUGAAUCAUUCGACAUUACAGUUCAAGGCCCAGUCAACGUCAUUGCAACCAUAUGGGAUUACGAUACGUUCGGUGACCACGACUAUGUCGGACGAACCUCGCUAAAGUUAGAUCCUAAUCACUUUGGCGACUACCUGCCCCGAGAAUUCUGGCUUGAUCUGGACUCACAGGGCCGUUUGUUAAUCAGAGUUAGCAUGGAAGGAGAGCGCGACGACAUUGUCUUCCAUUUUGGAAAAGCUUUCCGUCAUUUGAAACGUACAGAACGAGAUAUGGUCCGAAAAAUUACGGAUAAGCUUACUGCUCAAAUUAACGAAACACUGUCACUCGAGACCCUAAGGGCCCUCAUAGGAUCUGGAGGCGUGGGAGCUUCCAUUACGAGUCUCUGGAAGAAGCGAACUUCCUCUGCUCCCCCAUCUACAGCGCCGUCACAGUCGCAGAUCGAAAACGCUCUCACCAAUCUGUUUGCCUAUUUCGAUGACAAUUUCGCCAUUAUGAAAACGACACUAACAGACGCGACAAUGAUUGCCGUCAUGACUCGGUUAUGGAAAGAUGUGCUUAUAACGAUAGAAAAUCUUUUGGUGCCACCGUUGUCAGAGAAGCCGUCAACCCAGAAACCCCUCACGCGCCUGGAACUCGACAUUGUAUAUCACUGGCUGGAGAUGCUGUUUGUGUUUUUCAAUGCCAAGGAUGAGCACUCGGGCGAGCAACUUGGGGUUCCUGCUGAGGUGCUCAAAUCGCCUAAGUGGCACGAGCUUGCUUCGCUAAACUUUUUCUACUUUGAGGAUACUAACAACCUCAUUCGGGAAUCGGAACGCAUGGCUGCAGCAUCUGCGCAACGAGCUCAGCAAGCUUUACAGCAGCAGAAUCAACAACAAAGCCAAAGCAGACUUGCAGUGCCGAGUAGUUUGGGAGCAUCUCUGGGUGGUGCGGGCUCGUUUGCAAGCAUGGGCACCAUCCGACGCGGCAAGAGUAUUAUGAUGAGCCGAAAUCUUGGAACCAUGCGCAAAGCCAAGGAGGCGAAGCGGCGCGAGAUGCAAGCCGAUGCUAGUGAUGAUAUGAUCUUACGAAUCUUGCGUAUGCGUCCCGAGGCGACCAACUAUCUCAAGGAGAGACAACGUCAGAAAGAGCGCCAAGCCGCAACAGCUGCCGCGGCGCUGAUUGUGAAGAACAGUGUAAGCCAAGGUUGGAACUCUGGAGUUCCCGCGUUUUCAGGUGCGCCGUUCGGGCGAAACAGUCUUUUGCCUAACAGGAGAUAA